AUGGUUAAAAAGACCAUUAUUAUUACUAUCACAAUAGUGGUUGCACUUAUUGUUGUGGCUGCUGUUGUAGUACCUACUACUAUUGUAUUGUUAAAUAAUAAGAAUAAUAAUGAUGUUAAAGAUACAUCUUCGUCAACAUCUGAAGCAUCUACAACGGACUCUCCAACAACCUUUACUUCCACAACCACUUCUGGAGAUCCAUCUUCAACAACAACAACUGGAAGUCCGACAGCAAGUACUACCUCCACUACGGAAAAGCCGACUACUUCAUCGUCCACAACAACUUCAUCAACCACUGGAACUCCAACACCUACUCCAAAUCCCAACCCAACAGGACCUGCAUACACUAUCAAGAAUAUCCAAUUUGUUCAAACUCAUGUCCUCCCACCCAAGGGACUGAAGUGGACCACCCCAGAUAAUAGGACUACAGUACUACAUUUGGUUGGUAAUCGUGAUACUAUGGUAUUGGUUGAGUUCAAGGAGAAGAUUGUGUCAGACUUUAGACCUCUACUCCAUGUUUGGAAUCCAUCUGCCCAGAACCCAUCUUCAUUGGAUCUCGGCACCACCAUCUACUGUAACCUCCCUUUUGAGAUGCCACCCACCGAGUCCAAGGGUCCAAAGUUCGGUGAGAACUUGUAUAGUGCACGUAUCCCCGCCCAAUACAUCACUCAGGGAUUCGAGGUCACAUUUGAGAACGACAAGAAGAACUCGACUGUCCCAGUUGCCCCAGUUGUUGGAUUCGCCUCAACAGCCAUCCUCUACAACCUUCCAUUCUACAUGUUUGGAGCUGAUGACACCAACUCUGUCCCCUUCUCCCAGGUCAAGGCUGAGAAGGCUGCCAAUGUACCAUUCAUCUACCAACAAUGGCCAGUGUCCAAGCUGAUCCAUGCUAACCAUCCAAUGGGCAAGAUUGUCUUCAACACUGUCAUUCAUCACAUUGAUGGUGCUGAUGCCUACAAGAUCACAAGUUUGGACAACAUUGUUGAGAAUGAUCAGUUCAAGCUAAUGGGAUUGGUUCUUGACUUUAUCGAUAGGAUUGUCACAGCCAAUGGUGAUUCAGAUUCAAACAUUAUUACUUGGGCACCACUACUCUCCCUUCAUUCCAAUGGACAAUAUGAAGAAGUUGGAGGUGGACUUGGAGGUGGACUCAAAGGUACCGGUGCUGCACAAAGUGAUGGAGUGAUGAUCCAUGAAGUUGGACAUGCUCAAGGACUACCACAUGCUGGAGAAGCCUACACUGAUGGAAGCUACCCCUAUGCUAAGGGUAGUGUGGAUGGAUCAGCUUGGGGAUUCAACUUUAACACGAAUGAGUUCUUGGGAUUGUACAUCCCUUCCAACUCAACUGAGUAUGAGGCUUGCAAGGAGGAGGACAGAGUGAUCUACAAUGGAAGGUGUAUCAAACAGGAUCCAAUGCAAGGUGGUGCAGGUUGCCAGUCAAUUGGAUACCCAUACACAAUGUAUGCCGACUACAGUGCUGGCCGCAUUCAGAGUCUGUACGAAGGUUCGACUACAGUGGUCAAGGGUGCACAUGUGAUCAGUGGCAUCAGAACCUACCUCCCCGACACCAAGUCAUUCGUCCAGUGGGACAGUAUCGAUCAGAAGGUGGUGCCACUCAAGAUCAUCAACGAGUCUUAUGGAAUCUAUGGCAUGGACAUGGGUGCACCAUCUGUGCGCAACGUCCCCGUCUACACCAUCAUGAUCCAGUACAUCAACGCACCAACUUCAUCGUGCACUGGCUGCAGCGUCAUUUAUCCUCCAUCUCCCAAGUGGACUGGCAACUUGGUCCGCCACAUCGACCCCACCGACGCCACACAACUAGCCGAGCUCAACAUCGACUCGGGCAAUCUGAGAUGGUUCUGCGCAGGAUCUGGCUGUGACUACACCAUGCGUGUCACCUACAACGACGGAUCCAAGUACACCAAGCUGUUCCAAAAGGGUGUCAGAGCAUUCUAUGAUAUGGCGGGUGCUGCCGAACCCCAGUACACCGAUCCCAAGAAGUCAGCUAGCACCUACCUCUUCGUCGAGAAUGUACCAGGCAACAAGCCCAUCACCCUGGUCGAGCUACUCUGGACUCCAAUGGGCUAUGCCUCGCCCACACCAUCCAAUGCUCAAGUGUUGAUAUCCAGAAGUUUCUGA
Messenger RNA from Acytostelium subglobosum LB1, 2136 nucleotides. RefSeq lists its product as hypothetical. Lineage: Eukaryota; Evosea; Eumycetozoa; Acytosteliales; Acytosteliaceae. Gene Ontology annotation, molecular function: metalloendopeptidase activity. The coding region runs from base 1 to 2136 and encodes 711 amino acids. The record is from RefSeq and is a predicted model, not a curated record. The transcript has 3 exons.